UCGUGCCCGUGCCUUCGUUCCUGUUCAUUCCUGUUUGUUCCUGUUCGUUCCCGAGUUCGUGACCAAUUGUGACCAAUGUUCGGUCGAAUUCACUUGUGGACGUCGGUAUCUGUCAGUAUCCAUGCGCGAAUAUCGCGAGUGGAGCAAAGAACGACUCGAUGAGUAACGAGCGAUGACGCGUUCGUCGAAAGAUCCGUCGGAGUUUCGGAAUCGAGACGAGGAAACGCUAACCUAACCUAAGUGGCACGCGCACGAUGAACCCUUCGGUGCGCAUUCGACUCGGUAUGACCGAGCCCGGCAUCGGACGACGGUGGACGGAGCGGAUUGCGAGGCAGGGCAGAAGAAGACUCAAAUGGACCGCGGCUUAAGGAUAAAGCGACGACUCCGACGAGUAGCAGGCCUGCCGUGAUGUUAUAUAAAUGAUUUGACCGCGCAUCACCGAGGUACUGGUUGACAGAGACGCUUCUCGACCUGGGACAUCGCGAUACUCGUCAUCAUGUACCAGUUCCUGCAUCUACGCAGUCGCCUCCUGCAGACUCUCAUCCUUGGCCUCGUCGUUCUCACCUUCUAUGCUUACUACCGCACCACUGUCUAUGAGCUUCGACCCUUGGUUUCGACUUGGAAUGCUAGUCGUCUUCUGGUCCUAGAAUCGCUCCACCCAACUUCGAAUAUUAGCGGAGACUCUCAAGUAACGAUAAUAUUAAGAAAUUUAACGUUAGAAAGCAACGGCCUAAACGUCAGCAUGGUACAUAACGUUAGUAACGCUUCGUUUGUCACGACUUUGAAUUCUCAACCGGUAUCUUUGACUGCCAAUGCGUCGAACGAAUCCAAAUCUAACGUCGAUCGAUUUAUCAAACAAUUGGCAAGAACGGUCGAUACUACCAAGAAUAUGGUAAAUACGAGCAAAGAUACGGCACGUGCGAUAUAUGAAUUUGGACACUCCGUAUCGGUACCGGAAAGAUGUCCCGAAUACGGCAAGGGCAUGGAACUGAUCGUAGUGAUCAUGUCGGCCCCGAGUCACGUAGAAGCUAGGACUGCCAUCAGACAGACCUGGGGGCACUUUGGACAAAGAAAAGACGUCGGUAUCCUCUUCAUGUUGGGCGUGACAAUGGACGCGAAGCUAGAAAGAGUACUGGAACAAGAGCAGAACAUGUUCGCGGAUGUGAUACGUGGUCGGUUCUUCGAUUCCUACUCCAAUUUAACUCUUAAAACCAUUUCGACCCUGGAGUGGGUCGACGGUUACUGUCCCAGGGCAAAGUACCUUCUGAAGACGGAUGAUGACAUGUUUAUAAACGUGCCACGAUUACUUUCGUUCGUUAAUAAGCACGCAAAGGACAAAAACGUCAUCUUUGGGAGACUGGCAAAAAAGUGGAAACCCAUAAGAAAUAAGAGAAGCAAGUAUUACGUGUCGCAAGCGCAGUUCAAGCCGCCGGUGUUUCCUGACUUCACGACGGGACCGGCGUACCUGCUUUCGAGGGACGUCGUUCACAAACUUUACGACGCGGCUCUCGACCAGACCUACCUCAAACUCGAGGACGUCUUUACGACGGGCAUAGUGGCUCACAAACUCGGUAUCAAACGCGCCCAUGCCAAUGAGUUUCUUAACAAAAGAAUCUCCUACAGUCCCUGUAACGUGCAGCGAGGCAUCAGCAUACACAUGGUCAAAUACAGCGAGCAGUUUGAACUCUGGAAAAAGUUACUCGACGGCAAAACCAAGUGCAAGUGAUAAGAACGUUCCUCUUGCUCUCUAUCGUGUACCUCACCGCAAUUGUCGCUCUCUACGGGCGUGCUCACGGCUCAAAUCCGUACACUUAUCGUUGGCGAUAUACGUACUUAACCUUUUGCACUCCGCGCCAUCCCAUUUAGACUUAAAAUGUCCCCUCAGAGGGGGCAGCGGAGUGCAAAGGGUUAAUAUGCUCUAGUGAUGUAAGUAGGGGAUGAGUGGAAUCCGUGCGAGGGUCGCUCCGAAGAAAGCCCGCUCUAGUUGGAAGAACGUUUCAAACGUGAUUCAAAAUCUCGCGCAUCUGAAAAGUUGCACAUAACCUUACGAUUAUUUCACGCGAUUUUUCUAUCCGUUUCCCAUUUUCGUAACGUUUGCCUCCGUAGGGGACAUUUUAAUAGGAUUCGGGGAACCGUGGGGAAUUUUUAAAUUUAACUACUUCCAAAACUAGACACGGAACAUGUCUCUUUGAGCGUUCGACUAUCUUCGGCCCGACGUAUGGACCUCCGAAAGUGAACUUCCACGAUAUCAAAUUUCCUCGAAUAUCUUGCGAACUAUACUCCUGUAAAGUAUAUUUUGCGUUUAAACUAUUUUUGAUACGUGUAGUAGUAGCAGCAAGAGAUAUCCGUGCAAAUAUGAGAACGCGGAAUUUCAUGAAAAGGAAGGUUUCUCCUAUUUUUAAGACGACGUUUCGGGCCGACAGUAACUUUGGGGAACACUCGUCUUCGAGCUCUCUAUCGAUUGAGAUUUUCCUAAGGCUCCCAAUGGCCGCAAGCGAGGACCAUCGUCGGGGGCCUCUCUCCCUGUCGGUCAGUAUUCUAUGCAGCUCAAAGUCGUUGACAACGGUCACUCCUUUACCCUCGGUCCCAAGGGUCCGAACGCAACGAAUACCUCGCUAUUUUCCGAAGGAAAUCUCAGCCGAGAAUAUUUCGCAACGGAUCGCCGACGUUCGAACGAGCGUCGGGAGAAUUUGCUCCGUUCAAUUCGAUCAUUUUUAUCGAAUUUUUAUUCCAUGACUUCGUAUAACCGUAUCUCGUAUUUAACAGGUGUUUACGCGUCUUCUGUGCGCGGUCGUCCUUACCCGUUGUUCGCGUGGCUCGCGAGACGAGCGACCCGACCCGACUCGACUUCGAUUUCCUUAAGGCGACGAUCUCUGGAGAAUUUCAGGCAUUUUUUUAGCGCGGCCACGCAGGGCCCGAGUUCUCGCUUUCUUUCGAUCGUCCGAUAAUACUCGUCGCGAUUUUGGCAGUCAAGAUUAAACGCAACGUUGGAUGAAAAUCCGUUUCGCGAUUAAAGUAAUCGCGCGUUUGGCACCUUGAGCUAAAUCCGGUCUCCGCUGUAUCGAGCGACAUUUGCGUUUGGGAAAACUUUUGCCCUUGGCAUCCACGUUCCAGAAUUUUCUAGUCAAUACAUUGACAAUAAGGCGAUUGCAUUCCUUGGGUUUCCUCUCUUUCGGGAUAACGCACGUCCGCGCCAACGGGCGAGAAAUCUCGGUCGUGGUCGAAUCGCUCUCGCUUUUCUCGCGACGAUCGCCCUCGGUGGAGGCGCGUAACGUCUCUCCAUGCCGUAAUGCUUCUACGUUGCCGGCGUAGGUUACGAUAUAGGUAACCUACGCCGGCCUACCUACUUUCUACGCGGCGUCGUCGUCGUCGCUCGAGCGAAUUAAGUCAUUUACGUGUCAUUUCGUAUAAUGUAAAAAAAGAUAUGAAAAUUAAGUGAAUCGCAUUACCCGCGUAGAAAACCGAAUGACGAAAAUCCCGUCGAGACGACCCGCUCCGAGCAUGUUUCGGAGGGCGAUGUUCCGGAAGUUUGAAAUAUUUCACCUACGAUCCGUUGUAUCACCGCGUAUCCGUUUGCCGGCGAAACCACCGAUUUCCCGGAAUUUUUAUACCACGUUGGACGAUGUCCCGAUAUUUAAAGAAAUCCGAAGCUCUCUCCGUUUCAAGGAUCCCGCUUCCCAGGCGAAUCUCGACGGUCGUGCUCGUUUCGGCGUCCUUGGCGUCGUUAAAAAAAGGCGCGGGAAUAUCCCCUCGGGUGCGAACUCGAGCGCAACGAGUGCGUGCGCAUUUUCGUCCAGGUCCAGUCCAGGCCAGGAGCAAACGCGAACGUUCCUGUAAAUAUUUUCGAUCUUGUGCGUACGCAUAAGCGGGCAUUAGAUAGGUAGGCCACCCGUGUCAUAGUUCGCCCAAUUUAUUUAAUAUUUAUGUAUCAGACCCCGCGAGGGUGCAUUUUAUUUUUUUGCUCGCAAAGCGCGAACGUUAUCAAUUUGUUUCUCCUCUGUUUGUUAGGUCGCGAUUUCGAUCUAAAACCGACUCACUUCCCGAAGGGUAUGGAUCCUUGAGAGGGCAGGAAGCGGGAAUCCUCGAACCUAGUGUACGAAAGAUCGGUGUGAAUAAAAUCGAUGCGAGUUGUCUCUCCAAA
Molecule: messenger RNA, 4141 nt
Organism: Orussus abietinus
Lineage: Eukaryota; Metazoa; Arthropoda; Insecta; Hymenoptera; Orussidae
Product: beta-1,3-galactosyltransferase 5-like
Exons: 2
Coding region: 497-1726 (409 amino acids)
Cellular component (GO): membrane
Molecular function (GO): hexosyltransferase activity
Source: RefSeq, a predicted model, not a curated record